Molecule: messenger RNA, 1101 nt
Organism: Plasmodium gallinaceum
Lineage: Eukaryota; Apicomplexa; Aconoidasida; Haemosporida; Plasmodiidae
Exons: 13
Coding region: 1-1101 (366 amino acids)
Source: RefSeq, a predicted model, not a curated record
AUGGAAUUAAAUGAGACAAAUAAAUUAAAUGAUAAGAAAAAAAAGAAUAGAUUAUGUGGGAAACUAAUUUAUUCUAUUCGUGAUCUAUUUAUGCUAACAUAUGUAAAUUCUUUGUUACCUAUACAUAAUAAUAUUUUACUUGUUCAUAUAAAUUUACCCUUUCAUAUUGGCCUCAAAAACCUAAUUAAAAAUCAAUUAUACUUUCUGCUAAUUUAUGAAAAAGAUAUCAUAGGCCAUGUAAAUCAUUUUGUUUUACUUGAUUUUUUUAUUUAUUUUUAUAAUUUUUUAAAAUUUCCUGAUAUUAAAAAUAGCAAUGAUUGCAAUACAAUCACAAAAAAAGUUUCUGAUCCAUCUGAAUUUACUUUUAAAGACAUACUAAAUAUAUCUGAAAAUUCUAAAGAUUUCAAAAUAUUUGAUAGCAAUUCAAAAUGUAUAGAAGUUUUCGAUCAUUUUUUAAAUUUUAAUGAUGAACAUAUAUAUAUAAAUGACAAAACAAAAAGCAUGAUAUCAUCAGCUAUUAAAAAAAAAGAUAUUAUUUACUACAUUUUAAUGAAUCUAAAAGGAAAAUAUUCUGAAUUAAAUUUAAGCAUUAAUGACUGUAUUAAAAAAAACACUACUACUGCUUAUGAUAACUCAUCACUUAUUAAUGUUUUAAUCAAGAUGCAAAAAAAAAAAUUAUACUUCAUACCUAUAGUUAAGAAGGAUACUAAAAAAUAUAUUGACUACUUCAGUGCUAAUGAUUUUCUCGCACUUUACUGUAAAUCCAUCUCAGAAAAAUGGAAUAUAAAUCCAGAUAAAGAAGUUACGUAUUUUAUAUCACUUUUACGCACAAAAGAAAAGGAAAUGAAAGAAAAACAAAAUAAUAUACCUUAUUCCUAUAGUGAUUUGUUAAACAAGAAUGAUUUAAACAUAAGUAAAAGUGUUUUGAAUUUUUCAGAAAAUAAUGAAAUGAUAAAGUAUAAUAAAGAACUAACGAUAAAAGAAUCUUUAAAAAAACUAUUUUUUUCAAAAAUUAAUGCUCUUAUAGUUUUAAAUGAAAGUAAUAAUGUAAAAGGUUUUUUAACUUUUAGAAGUUUGUUUAACCAUUUAAUGCACUCCUAA